This is a messenger RNA of Bactrocera neohumeralis, 4716 nucleotides long. It is a transcript of the gene Oseg6, whose product is annotated as WD repeat-containing protein 19. The record is from RefSeq and is a predicted model, not a curated record. Bases 382 to 4551 code for a protein of 1389 amino acids. Gene Ontology annotation, biological process: cilium assembly; intraciliary retrograde transport. NCBI's taxonomy places the organism in Eukaryota, Metazoa, Arthropoda, Insecta, Diptera, Tephritidae. Gene Ontology annotation, molecular function: protein binding. Gene Ontology annotation, cellular component: intraciliary transport particle A; cilium. The transcript has 13 exons.
AGAAUAAGCGAACAAAACAAACGAAAAAAAUUUCUGUAAAAUUGUUUUUCAAUUUUGCGGAAGAAUUAUUCGGACUAAAAAUUAUAUUGGUAAUUCAAAAAAUAUUUGAGUUGUGUUUUGAAGACAAAAUAAUUAUAAACAAUAACUGUACAACCAGUGAAAAUGGUAUAAUGUCGACGAAAAAGUGGAAAAACACUUUAAUUAAAAAUGCUAUACACACAUAUGCAUAUGUAAUGAGGAAAUUUUAGAGCUGCAGUUUUCAUUAAUGGUUAAAGAUAGCAAUUGGAAAAUUCGCGUCGUAUUGGAGUGAGUUUUCUUUGGCCAACGUUUGUCUAACAAUAAUCACAAUUUAGGAAUAUACAUCGAAAACUACGCUUUGUAAUGUCAUUCGACAAAUUGCUGUACAAAUUCGAUGACCCACAUGGGCCUGGCGACGUUUAUUUUAUUUGGCAAAAAGGUACCUUGGGUGGCCUAUUGGCUACCACUGGUUCGGACGGUUCAGUUGCGAUAUUCAAUCGCCAAGGCCAAUUGGUUGAACGUUUACUGUUAGCUGGAUUAUGUUCCGGUUUUGCAUGGGAUAAUUGCGGCGAUUUAUUGGGUAUUAUUAACGCCAGUACGCCGGUCAUCACUAUAUGGGAUGCCAGCACACAAUUGAAAACGACCAUUGAGUCAGGCUUGCGCGAUCCGCUCACUUGUAUAGUGUGGUCCAAACAGGAACAAGUGUUGGCUGUGGGCACAGCGCGUGGCAAUUUGGCUAUUUAUAACCAUCGCUCAGGCAAGCGUACGCCGAUUUUGGGUAAACACAACAAGCGUAUUACAUGCGGCGCUUGGUCAGCACAAAAUUUACUAGCGCUCGGCUCAGAUGAUAAAAGUUUCAGCUUAAGUAAUGAAGCUGGUGACACAGUGCGUGUGGUGCAAUUGCGUGAUGCGCCCACUGAUAUGUAUUUCUCACAAAUGGCUAGUGAGGAGCGUGUCAGUGGCAGUAAUGGUAGUUUGGGCGAUGCUAGCGGUAGUGUAAGUGGUGUUGGUGCUGGUGCUAGUGGUGGUGGUGAAAAUACCGUUAGCAUGAUUAUCGGCAAGCGUACUUUGUUUCUGUACUAUUUACCCGAACCGGAUGCGCCAACGGAGCUGGGUUUUCAAAGUCGUUACGGUUCGUUGUUGCAGCACAAAUGGUUUGGUGAUGGUUAUAUUUUGUUGGGUUUCUCGAAUGGGCAUGUUGUGGCAAUAUCAACGCAUCCACGCGAUGUCGGCCAAGAAUUGUGGCAAGUGAAAAAUCAUAAAGAGGAAUUAACUGGUGUCGCAUACUGUCCAUCAUUGGACAUAGUGGCGUCGUGUGGCGAUGAUACCAUAAAAAUCCAUUCAAUUACGAACUUACAAGAAACCGAAAAAAUCAUAACCGUGCCUGACCAUUCGGGUGUGCAAAUGAUCGACUGGUCCAGCGAUGGGCAAUUACUAGCUGUUACCUCCAUGGCUGGCACAGUUUAUAUAUAUGUUACCAAACUAACGGUGCUGUAUGCCGUCUCACCGCCGCGCAUUGCUAUUUUGAGCAGCUUGUCAGAGGUGUCUAUUUACGUCUACUCGCCGGAGAAGUCGUCCAAACCUAUACCAUAUCGUCUGAGUCUAGUUGACGAGCCUAGUUUCCUGGCAAUCGGCCCAUAUCAUCUUGCAACCGGGCUCGACAAUCACGUUUGGUUCUAUGACCUGGGUAAGACGUUGGGUGAUCAGCCGCAGUUGCUUAGCGAGCGCGAUUUCCCUGCGCCCAUUACUGAUUUCGGUCUGAACGCCGAUUACUGCGCGGCACUAUGCGGUCCACGCUUGUCAUUGCAAGCAAUCGUAACGGAUAAUCCGAAUGUCAAGGAUAAGCUUUCGCAGACAUUUCCAACCGCGUUGGCGGCGCUCAACGAAGCUGUGAUCACGUGCUUCUGUUUGACGCAAGAAUUCCUAAUCUUCGCCACCGAUCUCGGUCAUCUUAUAUACUUUUCGCUGGAUAAAUGGGAUGUCUGCACUAAAUACUCUCAUAACAUGGGCAUACGAAAGCUGUAUACCGAUACGGAGGGCACGAAAAUAAUAUUUGUUGAUGAACAUGGUCAAGGUUAUGUUUUUCUGCCGGCUUUGGAGGAAGCUAUCAUUAUAACGGAUUUUCCGAAAAAAUGCGAAGGCUGCUUAUGGGAUGUAGCACAACAGCACGUAUUUAUAACCUUCGACACUAAAUCGGUGACCACACACGUCUUCGUGCGUUACUCGGUGAAUGGUAAACAUACAUUGAAAAUUGGCGAAAGCAAACUGAAUGCGGCGCAGUUGCCGUUGAUGUUGUGCGACGGUGAAAUGGUGCUGCACAUCGAUGGCGGUCAAUAUGCUACUCAGACGCUGUCCACACACCUGGUUACGCCGAGCAUUAGUCCUAGUGUGAAUUUAAAAACGCUUUUGAGUCUCAAAAAUUACGUGGAGGCCUACAAGACUUGCGAGCGCAUGAAUGCGCGUUCCGGUUGGUUGGAAUUCGGUGAGCAGGCGAUAGCCGAUUUGGAACCAGAUAUCGCUUUACGUGGUUAUCGCCAUAUCGCCGAUGCCGCUAUGGUCAGCGCCUUGGAGAAUAUGCGCUACAUUGAGGAUGUAACCAUGCUAACUGGCUUUUGUUGCCUUCUGUUGGGGAAAUAUGAUGAGGCGAAAGAUAACUUUUUGCGCGGCUCAUAUACCAAAGAAGCGCUCGAAAUUUGCCGUGAUUUGUUGCAGUGGGAGCAGGCAUUGUUGUUGGCGCAUAAAUUCGAACCAGAUGAGGUGCCCUUUAUCGCGCGUGAAUAUGCUCAGCAGUUGGAGUUCACUGGCAACUACGCUGAUGCAUUGUAUCAUUAUGAAAAGGGCUACAAAGAAGAUCUGAUUAAUGACCACGAAGACGAGCUGACGAACGACUCGCCGGAAUAUGAGGAUCAUGUACGCCAAUGCAAAAUGGGCAUAGCGCGCACUUCGAUACGUGCUGGAGAUUUUCGACGCGGUAUACAAUAUGCCGUCGAACUGAAUGACAAACAAUUGCUAUUUGAUUGCGCGGAACUGCUGGCUACCGUCGGUCACUAUACCGAAGCCGCUGGCCUCUAUGAGCGCGGCGAAUACUACGAUGAGGCCUGCAGCCAUUACAUCAAUCUGAAAAUGUGGCACAAAGCCAAUCAGAUAUUGCCACAGGUGCAGAGCACGAAACUACACGCCGCCUACGCCAAGGCCAAGGAGGCAGAUGGGCAAUAUCAAGAGGCUAUCAAUAGUUAUCGCAUUGCCGGCGACUUAGACGCUUGCGUGCGCAUCUAUCUGGAUCAUUUGGUCGAUCCACAUGCGGCGUCCGAAAUUGUGCUCGAGUCACGCUCCAUGGAGGCGGCAAAGAUGCUGGCGAAAUUCUAUCAGAAAAUCGGCGACAUAGAGCAGGCGCUACAAUUUCUAGUCAUUUGCGGUUGUUUGGAGGAGGCGUUCGCACUCGCGCAGCGUCACAACAAGCUCAAACAGCAUGGUGAACUGCUGCAACGCUACGAGAAUGCCAAGUCCAGUGAUUAUCUCGCACUGGCGCAUUACUUUGAGGCGGAAAAGUAUACACUCUUGGCUGGCAAGUAUUAUUUUUUGGCGCGCGAGUUCAGCAAAGCGCUGCGCUUUCUGCUGAAAGCAUCCGCUUUUAGCAACGAAGAGACGCAAGCGCUCUCACUGGCCAUCGACUGUGUGGCGACGUCGAAUAAUGAACAGCUCGCCACACAGUUGAUUGAAUUCCUGUUGGGCGAAGUGGACGGCGUGCCCAAAGAUCCGCGCUAUCUGUUCCGCUUGUAUAUGGCGCGCAAGCAUUACAAGGACGCCGCCAAGACCGCGGUCAUUGUGGCGAAUCAGGAGCAAAUAGCCGGCAAUUAUAAGACAGCGCGCGAUAUGCUCUUCUCCAUGUACCAAGAGUUGCGUCGCAAUAACUUGGCGGUAUCGGCGGAUAUGCGCCACAAUCUGAUACUCCUGCAUCGCUAUACUUUGGUGCGCAUACACGUGAAGCUCGGCAAUCAUCUGCUGGCCGCCAAGCUGUUGGUGCAGGUCGCUGCCAACAUCUCGCAAUUUCCGGAACAUAUUGUGCCGAUCCUCACCUCGACCGUAAUCGAAUGUCAUCGCGCUGGCUUGAAGAAGUCCGCCUUCCUGUACGCCUCGAUGCUGAUGCGUCCUGAUUAUCGGCAUCAGCUGGAUGCGCGUUAUGCGAAGAAAAUCGAGUCCAUUGUACGCAAAGCGCCGAAGGGCAUCAAAAUGCUUAGCGAUGACAUUGAGGCCGAGACAAUGGAAUGCCCGAUUUGUGGCACGAACUUGCCGAAUAUGGAGGUGACUUGUCACAGCUGCAAGACGACGCUGCCCAUUUGUAUAGCAACGGGUCAACAUAUUAUCAAACAGCAAAUGACUUCGUGUCCGGAAUGUGAUUUCCUUUGCUUUCGCGCCGAAAUGGAAAAAAUACUUUCGGAGCUGAACGCGUGCCCGAUGUGCGGCGAACACGUUGCGCCCGAACAGCUGCUCGAUGUGGAGGACAUACGUCCGUAUAUUUUGGCCUCGUCCUAGUGACUUUUUUGGUUGUAUUGAUCCCUAGUUUUAAGUCUAAUUUGUAUAGUCAUUGUGUAUAGUAAUAAGUAUGCACGUUAAUUUGCACCGUUAUAUCUUCAUAUGAAUAGUUAGCUAGAGAUUUUGUACAUACAGUUUUAAUAAAAGUAACACACCUGCAAGGAA